UAGUCAGUAGUGAGUAGUGUCAUAACUCAUAAGUGUAGUCGGUCCGCGGUCACGCGUGCUGUGUUUUUAUUUCGCCAUAUUUCAAACUUCACCAAAUGGUAAAUAUGUACAUAGAAUGAAAGUAAUAUUGUUAACAUCAAUGCGGAGCCUUUUAAACUAGUUUUUAUCGUAAAUAAUAAGUUCUCGUCAAGAUGGAAACGGAUGAAAUUAUUGCACCCAACGGCGACAUUUUUCUUCACCGUUUGAAACAAUUAACCGAAGAGGAAAUGAAACGGCUAGAAUCACAUAAUACGCGUAUUAUCCAUGAAGCUAAAGCAGCGAAACUCGACAGAGAGGCUAAGAGACACUGGGAUAUAUUUUAUAAAAGAAAUGAAACAAAGUUCUUUCGCGACCGCCAUUGGACAACACGUGAGUUUCAAGAAUUGAUAAAUUUUGAUUCGGAGCAACAAAUCAUAUUUCUAGAACUGGGAUGUGGAGUAGGAAACAUGAUAUUUCCAUUAUUAGAGGAAGGUUUCUCCAACUUUUAUUUCUACGCAUGUGACUUUUCACCACGUGCAAUCGAUUUUGUAAAGUCAAAUAAAUUGUAUAACGAAUGUCGUGUAAAAGCUUUUUGUGCAGAUCUCACGACAGAUGAUCUUUUCGAGAAUAUUUGUGAGAAUGUGGCAGAUAUAGCUAGUUUAAUAUUUGUGUUAUCUGCAAUUAAUCCAAGCAUGUGGGCGCAAGUGGCUAGCGUUGCAUAUAGAGCCUUGAAGCCGGGUGGGGUCCUAUUAUUCAGAGAUUAUGGAAGAUACGAUAUGGCCCAAUUAAGGUUUAAACCUGGACAUAAAAUAUCUGAGAAUUUCUACAUGAGACAGGAUGGUACUCGAUCAUAUUAUUUUACUGAAGAAGAGUUGGCCAAUCUUUUCACCCAAGCUGGAUUUGAAAUACUUUCAAAUACCUAUGUGCAGCGGAGAACUGUUAAUUUCAAAGAAGGCAUUGAUGUUCCAAGAAUUUUUGUUCAGGGAAAGUACAAGAAGCCUGAAGCUAAAGCUGAUUGAGUGAUAGUGUAACUCCAGGGAAAUUUUUCAGAUGAGGCAAGAGCUUAAAAUAAUAUUGGGAAUAAUAAGCUUGUGAUUGGUUAUCUUAGAACUAACAACAUGCCUUAAUGCCCUAACAACCAUCAGCAGGCCCAGCAUUGAGAGCAAAGAUUUGAAAUAAUUACAACAUGACAACAACUAAUGAUGCCAGUAUAGUUAUUAAAGAAUUCAAUGGAUCCCGAAUAUGAAUAAAAAGUCAAAAAUUGAAGUGGAGAAAGAUGGAAUGGCUUAGUGUCAAUAAGACAUUUUGCAAUGAUUUAAGAUAUAAUCAUUUGAGAUUCAUUGUGACUUUUUGAAACAAAGAAUUUGCUGUUCUAAAGAAGUUAUAAGCAAAUAUUAAUCUAUGGGUGGGGCCCCUAUUCCUACUUUACAAGUUUGUGACCACCUGGAAUUUAAAUGUUUGAUUGUAUUUUCCGAGUCCUACCUGAUGUUGGUACCUACAACAAAAUCGCUUAUGGAUCCAAAUAGCGUUUUUUGAGGUCUCCUAACCAGGCCAGGCUCGUUCGAACCACUUGCAGGCUAUGAAGUAUGACGACCUUCCAUCAAGUGUUAUACAGACGAAUGUGUAAAAAUGUAAUAAUUAUAAAUAUAUUUUUGUUACAAA
Messenger RNA from Pieris napi, 1680 nucleotides. Its product is annotated as tRNA N(3)-methylcytidine methyltransferase METTL6. Bases 192 to 1037 code for a protein of 281 amino acids. The transcript has 13 exons. Lineage: Eukaryota; Metazoa; Arthropoda; Insecta; Lepidoptera; Pieridae. The record is from RefSeq and is a predicted model, not a curated record.